UCAGGGACCUGUAUCGAGAAAGAACCUUAGGUUUCAAAAACAACAACUCGUACUCCAAUUAUCUCCACCACCACAACCAGCAACGAAAAUGUCAUCGACGGUGAUGAGAGAUCUGGAAACCACCAGAUCUCCAACAACAAUGAGCUACCGGAGCAACACUUCACCCCAACCAUCACUCCCGUUGGUAGUCACACUCAACUGCAUCGAAGACACAACAAUCGAACAACAAUACCUAACCGGCAUCGCACGUGUCGAGCACGUGCCUCUGAGUCUACUCGCGGAGGCGAAGAUCGAGUCUGCCGCAGCUGUUCUUCUCCACUCGCUCGCGUUCCUACCACGCGCCGCCCAGCGCCGGCUCCGGCCGUGGCAGAUCGUGUUGUGUCUCGGAUCAUCUGACCGUUCCGCCGAUUCGGCAAUCGCCGUUGAGCUAGGGCUUGGUAGGCUUGUACACGUGGACGUCUCGCGAGCUGAGGAGGUUGCUGAUACGGUUAUGGCGUUGUUUUUAGGGUUGUUACGACGCACGCACUUGCUUUCUCGUCACGCGCUAUCGGCUUCGGGAUGGCUCGGCUCUGUUCAGCCGCUCUGCCGUGGAAUGCGCCGGUGUAGGGGGCUUGUGUUAGGGAUUAUUGGCCGGUCCGCUUCUGCUAAGUCUUUGGCUACGAGGAGUUUGGCGUUUAAGAUUAGUGUGCUCUAUUAUGACGUUCAUGAGGAAAAUGGAAAAAGAAUAAGUAGGUUUCCUCCUGCUGCCAGGAGGAUGGACACUCUUAAUGAUUUACUUGCUGCAAGUGAUCUCAUCUCGCUCCAUUGUGCCCUAACAAAUGAGACAAUUCAAAUUUUAAAUGCUGAAUGCUUGCAGCAUAUCAAGCCAGGGGCAUUUCUGGUAAAUGCCGGUAGCAGCCAGCUGUUAGAUGAUUGUGCUGUAAAACAGCUUUUGAUUGAUGGCACACUUGCAGGAUGUGCGUUGGAUGGUGCUGAAGGGCCUCAAUGGAUGGAAGCAUGGGUACGGGAGAUGCCGAAUGUUUUAAUACUCCCGCAAAGUGCAGAUUACAGUGAAGAAGUAUGGAUGGAAAUUCGGGAAAAAGCCGCCACUAUAUUACAAACAUUUUUCUUAGACGAUGUUGUCCCAACCGACGCCAUUUCCGAUAUCGACGAAGAGGAAAGUGAAACACUCUAUGAAGAUGAACAAACUGUCAAACAAGACAAACGCAGUGCAUCACAAUCCUCUACCAUUCAACAACUAACAGACGAUAUUCAUAUGCCUCACAAGAGUCCCAUGAUAAAAGAUAUUAACCAACCUCAAGAAUCAACAUCCCUUCAAUCUGAAGUCAAACACAGUAGAUCAGGUAAAAAAGCUAAAAAAAGACAUGCCCGUCAAAAGUCAAUGCAUAAAGAAAAAGAGGGUACCGUAAAUAAAGAAGAUGAUACUGCCAUGAGUGGUACGGACCAAGUGUUGAGUUCACCGGAUGAUUCACGAAGUAAAAGAACAACUGUUGAAUCACUACAUGAUUCGUCGGCUAAAUAUCUGAAAUCGAGCACCGGUGUUGGUAAAAGGUCUAUUGAGAUGUUGAAAGAUGGUUGUGUUAUUUCUUUGCAAUCACGAGAUCACGCUGCACUUCAUGUUUCUAGGCAGAGAGCUAAAGGUGGCGGAUGGUUUCUGGAUACAAUGUCAAAUGUGACGAAAAGAGAUCCAGCAGCACAGUUUCUGGUUGUUUUCAGAACCAAGGACACAAUUGGUUUACGAUCUUUCACUGCUGGCGGGAAGCUGUUGCAGAUAAAUAGAAGAAUGGAAUUUGUAUUUGCUAGUCAUAGUUUUGACGUUUGGGAGAGUUGGACGUUUGAAGGCUCUUUGGAGGAAUGUAGACUUGUUAAUUGUAGAAAUCCGUCUGCUGUUUUAGAAGUACGUGUGGAGAUUCUAGCAACCGUAGGAGAUGAUGACGGGGUAACUCGGUGGCUUGAUUAAUCAUAUUAGCCUGAGAAAGCUACCCAACCGUGUGCACAUGACUUCAUUCACAGAUUCUUUGUCUUGAGGUUUGUACUAUCAUUUAUCGAUAUUUCUAUUCCUUUCCGGCAUUCUUUGCCUUGAGGUUCUCACCACUAGUUUUCUAAAUUAGUCAAAAUGUGGAGCAUUAUGUAAUGAAAUUCAUUUAGUUUGUGUUUGGAGUCGUAUGGCGUGAUCCAACCGAAGUUGGGUGUGCAAAAUUUCGCCGGCUUUGUGGGUCUAUUUUAUUUGUGUAUUGUUAAGCUUUUGGCACCAUCUAUAUAAAUCUUUCAAAUUUACUUGCUA
This is a messenger RNA of Helianthus annuus (common sunflower), 2284 nucleotides long. Its product is annotated as C-terminal binding protein AN. Gene Ontology annotation, molecular function: NAD binding. The coding region runs from base 89 to 1960 and encodes 623 amino acids. Gene Ontology annotation, biological process: microtubule cytoskeleton organization. NCBI's taxonomy places the organism in Eukaryota, Viridiplantae, Streptophyta, Magnoliopsida, Asterales, Asteraceae. The record is from RefSeq and is a predicted model, not a curated record. The transcript is spliced from 7 exons.